Dimorphilus gyrociliatus is the source of this 481-nucleotide messenger RNA. Lineage: Eukaryota; Metazoa; Annelida; Polychaeta; Dinophilidae. The record is from the annotation of a GenBank genome assembly.
AAUGGAGGGAGAAAUUAAUCCCACUUUUGAUGAUGAACAACUUGACUCAUUUCAUGUUGAAGAGACUAAUAAGAUAGAGAAUAAUAGCUUGGAAGCUCUAGAUUCUAAGAAAGAACUUGAUAAAGAAAUUAAUCGGGAACCAUUAAAAUUAUGCAAAUUCUUAAUGAAUCAACCAAAGUUAACUUUUGGAAUUACCCUUUGCUCUCAUAUUUGCUUAACAGUAGUCACUGUUGGUCUAUUCUUAGGAGGAAUUGAUAUAUUUCCAAUUGUAUUUGAUAGAAUUCCAUUGGACUUUCCAAAAGAUGACCAUUUUUUAAGAACAAUGGCUUGGAGUCAAAGAAAUGAACCUGAUUAUAUGAUAACAAGAGGAAGGGACAAAAAUGCUAAACAAGUUCAACAAACUAUAUUUUAUAAUGCAAUAGAACUGAAUUUUGUCGGAGUUUCCAGAGAUAAAAAUGUCCUUACAAAGAAAAUUUACUAG